AUGCAGCUUAGCUUGUUCUCCGUGGUGGGGCUCGUUGUCUCCUCCACUGCUGGAGUAAUUCCCGACCACGCUCAUGGGCUUUCAAGAGAUGUCUCUCCUAGACUUAAAAGCCCCUUUGAGCGGCGCGAUACAUUUGAUUGCGAAGGCCACAGUCUGUGUGGCGCUCUUCCGGUCAGCGCUUGCGAUCAAGCAGCAAACAAACUAAUCCGUAAUGACGAUGUUAAUUAUGGAGCUUCUGGUAACAAAAGCGGAAAGCCUAAGGGUGAAUGCACUUCAAUCGUCGGACCGCAGCUUCCAGGAUGUGGCGUCUACAUCCAGGGCGGAUCUCAAUGCAUGCGUACUGGCAACCAAAUGUGGUCGGAUUACCAGGAAAUCAGGAACAAUGAUUGCAAGACCUGCGGAAGAAAGCAGUGGGGUGAUGGUUGUAUGACUGUUAUUAACUACGUUGUCGGGUGCAACCCUCUCUAA
Molecule: messenger RNA, 468 nt
Organism: Colletotrichum truncatum
Lineage: Eukaryota; Fungi; Ascomycota; Sordariomycetes; Glomerellales; Glomerellaceae
Source: RefSeq, a predicted model, not a curated record